Messenger RNA from Opisthorchis viverrini, 333 nucleotides. RefSeq lists its product as hypothetical. The record is from RefSeq and is a predicted model, not a curated record. The transcript has a single exon. The annotation marks the transcript as partial. Lineage: Eukaryota; Metazoa; Platyhelminthes; Trematoda; Opisthorchiida; Opisthorchiidae.
GGUGGAAUGUUGUUCAGGCGGUUCUUCCGAAAUACAGCAGCGUAUGUUUCCACUCUCCUUUUGGAACUCAGCAACCGUCUUGGAUUUGUCAAGCCACUCGCUCCUCAGUGGAGGACAGUCCUGAAAGUGUCGCCAGGUAUAAGCGUACCCUAUUACUUCACGGAUCCUGAAAAUCGAUUUGCGGAACCGAACUUAACAGAUUUGGAUGCCGCGCAACAGCUGGAACACAGACAAGUCACAGAGCUGAAUCUGCAAGAAAGGAUAAGACUCAAUCCAUUUUGGUCAUUUGCCUUCGUACCCUGGAGUCAUUCUCCCAAGCAAUCCUUAUUUACU